Camelus dromedarius (Arabian camel) is the source of this 6234-nucleotide messenger RNA. It is a transcript of the gene GNA12, whose product is annotated as G protein subunit alpha 12. Gene Ontology annotation, cellular component: heterotrimeric G-protein complex; brush border membrane. NCBI's taxonomy places the organism in Eukaryota, Metazoa, Chordata, Mammalia, Artiodactyla, Camelidae. The coding region runs from base 16 to 1164 and encodes 382 amino acids. Gene Ontology annotation, molecular function: G-protein beta/gamma-subunit complex binding; GTPase activity; guanyl nucleotide binding. The record is from RefSeq and is a predicted model, not a curated record. Gene Ontology annotation, biological process: Rho protein signal transduction; adenylate cyclase-modulating G protein-coupled receptor signaling pathway. The transcript has 4 exons.
AUGGCCUGAGCGGCCAUGUCCGGCGUGGUGCGGACGCUCAGCCGCUGCCUGCUGCCGGCCGAGGCCGGCGGGGCCCGCGAGCGCAGGGCGGGCGGCGGCGGGGCCCGCGACGCGGAGCGCGAGGCGCGGCGGCGCAGCCGGGACAUCGACGCGGGGCUGGCCCGCGAGCGGCGCGCCGUGCGGCGCCUCGUCAAGAUCCUGCUGCUGGGCGCGGGCGAGAGCGGCAAGUCCACCUUCCUCAAGCAGAUGCGCAUCAUCCACGGCCGCGAGUUCGACCAGAAGGCGCUGCUCGAGUUCCGCGACACCAUCUUCGACAACAUCCUCAAGGGCUCGAGGGUCCUUGUCGACGCCCGAGACAAGCUGGGCAUCCCUUGGCAGCAUUCGGAGAACGAGAAGCAUGGAAUGUUCCUAAUGGCCUUCGAGAACAAAGCCGGGCUGCCCGUGGAGCCGGCCACCUUUCAGCUGUAUGUCCCUGCCCUGAGCGCGCUCUGGAGGGACUCUGGCAUCAGGGAAGCCUUCAGCCGGAGGAGCGAGUUCCAGCUGGGUGAAUCAGUGAAGUACUUCCUGGACAACCUGGACCGGAUCGGCCAGCUGAACUACUGCCCUAGCAAGCAGGACAUCCUGCUGGCGAGGAAGGCCACCAAGGGCAUCGUGGAGCAUGACUUUGUCAUUAAAAAAAUCCCUUUCAAGAUGGUGGAUGUGGGUGGCCAGCGGUCUCAGCGCCAGAAGUGGUUCCAGUGCUUUGACGGGAUCACAUCGAUCCUGUUCAUGGUCUCCUCCAGUGAGUACGACCAGGUCCUCAUGGAGGACCGGCGCACCAACCGGCUGGUGGAGUCGAUGAACAUCUUUGAGACCAUCGUCAACAACAAGCUGUUCUUCAACGUCUCCAUCAUCUUGUUCCUCAACAAGAUGGACCUGCUGGUGGAGAAGGUGAAGACCGUCAGCAUCAAGAAGCACUUCCCGGACUUCAAGGGCGACCCCCACAGGCUGGAGGACGUGCAGCGCUACUUGGUCCAGUGUUUCGACCGGAAGCGGCGGAACCGCAGCAAGCCCCUCUUCCACCACUUCACCACCGCCAUAGACACCGAGAACAUCCGCUUCGUGUUUCACGCUGUGAAGGACACCAUCCUGCAGGAGAACCUGAAGGACAUCAUGCUGCAGUGAGGGGGCCCCUCCCCGCCGUGGCCGGACGUGCCCGCCGCCCGCCGGCCAGGGGCCGUGCCGCUGCGACGUUAGCUACUGAAGCCUGGGGGCUGGUGCAACUACUGAAAGCCCAAGCGGCCACGCUGGUGUUAAUGCGGAAUGCCUGGUAACACAGCUCGCUUUCCUCUUACAGAAACUGUUCCUUUUCUGACACAGUUCAGCCGAGGACCACGUGUGUGUGCGCACACGCACACUCAUUAAUGACAAACACAAAACCCAUGGCUUCGCAGAUGGCUUUUCUCCAACUCAUUAGUCCUCAGUAAGGAGCGUUGCCUGGUGACAGUUGUAGGCACUGAAGUUCAUGCCGAGCUCAGAGCCCCCGCACCCACACCCCCCCAGCCGCGGGGCCUCAGCGCCACCCCCAAGGGGGCGAGCUGCCUUUUCAGCCUCCUGUGCCAGUUUCCCGAGAGGCCCCGACCCCGGAUGUACAGGAAGUGAGUGAGCACUCGCAGGUGUGGACUUGCCUUAAUGCCCCCACCGUGUGUCACAUUGCCCUGCGACACACAUGAUGCUGACGGUGAAUGUCCCCUCCCCUCGCCCACCCGCCCCGACCCCGGCAGACUUAAACCAGCUGGCCUUGCAGAUGACUCUUCUUCUCUGGAGUCGUCUCCCGACACCUGCAGUAGGCUGCAGGGAGCUUUUCCCUCUCCGGAUGUAGCAGGUUGCCUCUUGUCCUCUCAGGGGCUCCUGGGAGCCGGCCGGAUUGCCAGCAGAGCCCUCGUUAACGUCCCAGCCACCCGGUGACUUGCUACACACCUGACCUCUCGGCAGGCCCGCAGACCCCGGGGAAACCCGAGUCCUCCGCACUGCCCCUCCGCCAGUGCCUUCUGACAGCCGGGCCGCUCGCGGCCGGCCCCGAAUCCAGAUUCGGAUCCAGGUCUCUUGCUUCUGUUACCGCACACACACGACAGGCCAGCGCCGUCGGACGUGGCUCUUCUCUAGUGGAAUAGCCGAAGGCUGGGAAUGUGCACAUGAGCUGGUCAGCCUUACGCUCAGCCAACUGUCCAGGUGUCUCUCUGUGUCUAAAACUACAUUGCAUUCCGACCUGGUCGCCGCUGUGUGGGACUCUGCUGAAAGGUCUGUCCUGUCUGGCACCUUUAGGGCUUUUCCCAGCAUGUGAAAGAGAAAAGGCGCCCUCUGUCAGUGGUACCCGGAUGUCGCUGUGGUCUAAUAACAUCCCUAGGCCCCGUCCUCGGGCCACACUGUUCCCGGUCCUCGCUUGCGCCCCACCAGCCCCACAGUGACCUUGGCAGACGUGACCCAGAGGAGAGGGAGGAGGAAGGCCUGCUCCGGAGUCACCCUUGUUAUCAGCGUUUCAAUGAGGAGACGACGUGAAGCCCUCUUUCCCUUCAGUGCUCAAGGCUUCCUGUUGACGGUGGCUGGGGCUUCCGCUGGCCCCUUGGCUGGAGGAGACUUGCUGUUUUUGUCUUGCUUCCUGUGGCCCUUGAUAACCUGGAGGAGGGCACGGCCCGGGACCAGGGCCGACGACCACGGUUGAAGGGGAAAGGACGCUCCCAUGGCUCUGCCAGGCAGGUCCGAGGCCCCGUCACCGUCCUGCGGAGGGUGGUGUGGGCGGCCCGUGUCGCUGCCGGGGCUCUGGGUGGCUCACGUGCUGCUCACCGCCUUGGAAACGCUCUCCGGGGCCCUGGUGGAGGGGGCGGCCCUGCGGGCGGCGUGGCCGGUGGAGACGUUUGAGCGGCUUCCCGGCGGGUUGGGGCAGCACGGCGGUGCGCGCUGUUUGUCCCUCAUGUGGUCGGACUCGUUUGCUGGUUCGCGUUCAGACCUGGACGCGGGCAUGUCAUGAGAGGCCAUGACGGUCGAGCGGGGCGGACCCCGGGCCCGGGUCCCCGCCCAGCUCAGAGCUGACCCGCUCUCCUCCUGUCAGGGCUGAGCAGGUGACUCAGAAGGCCCUGAAGGCGCCCGCUCCCCUCGCCCUGACUCCUCGUCACUGGAGGAGGAGAGCGCGGUCUGAAGGCUCGGCUCGGCCCGUCCACGGCGGUCCUGCGCGCAGAGCGCAGCCACCUGCCCCCCAGGCCUGGGGCUCCUGUGUUUUAACUCCUCUGUUGUCCUUGCCUGUUGUCUUUCUCGCUGAGAUGCUAGAGAAGCGGGGCACAGUCGCGCCUCAUCUGUUACUGCAAAAGAGCAACAAUAAACUCCCUCAGACUAGGCAUCUCCUCGCUGUCACGCUGCUUACACGCGAGGCGCGUGCACGCUUCUUAGCUGAGGUGUUUUUCUAACUCUUCUGUUUGUAGAGAAAUUGUUUCAGAGAUACUGAGUCAUGGCUCUGUAACUAGAGACCCCUAGACGCCUUAUUUCAUUUAUUCACUUCCUUGAUAAAAGAAAAGUGAGUCAGGUAAUUUUUCACUCCAAGAAAUAAUCUUGAAACAAGACUGUCUUGACAGACUAACUCAGGCUCCCUGGGAGCAGACGCUGCCCUGCGUUGAGCACUGGCGCCUUCGGGAUGGGAGUGGUUGGGCGAACUGCUCAUGAGUUACACUUUGCACAACAGGUCAGCAUCAGCAGGAGGGGCCAGUUUGAUGAACUGACCACUUCCAGCCUCUGGGUGUUUAUUAAAAUACAUCCUGAGUUUCUCUUUGCUUAACAUCACUCAGCAGCCACAGCCAACGUUAAGUUCACCCUCCAGCCCCCGGGCCCAGAGCAGAGCGAGGGCUCUGACCCUGAUCGUCCUUGAAGGCUCACCAUUUGUUAGUCACAGCUUUCCCUCCAUGUGGGAAACAAAGCCUGGCGCGCCGGAGAGCCGCCCCAAACCCUGUGUUGGGCGGGAGCCUCCAGAUGAGGACCCAGAACGAGGAACGCAGCGGGUAGCUGUAAACACAUGCGUGAUGCCCUGAGACCGGGGAGCUGGAGGAGGGACCCGGUGACGGAUGCAGGCGCGUCCAGAGGCAGGAGACCAGAGGAAGCCCCAGGGAGGUGUGGGGCGGGGCCCUUUCCCUGCAACCCUGGGGGGCGCCUUCCCUGCACGAACGGCCCCCUGUGGGCAGAGCUCACCGUGCUCGGGGUCCUGUUCUAGAAAAGGACCACCUGUGCCAUCCAGUGGCCGUCGCCUGGGUAGCACGUCGUGUGCGUCCACAUGCGGGGCUUGAACUGCCCACGGUGGGCAAGGCAGGAUCACCCCCCCCCCAAAAAAGUGUGCGCUUCAUCGCGCACGUGGCUGUGGGCCAAGCUCUUUGGGUGUCAAUUUCUCCGUUUGUAAAAUGUGGACAAAAUUGGGACACUCGGCCCCGGUGCCCUAGUUGGAUGACCCGAGUGAGGGGCUUUGCACGGGCCCUGGCCUGGGCCACGCGAGACGUCUCAUGCCUGGAUUCCUGGCUCCCCGCGAUGGGCAGGGGAUGUUUGCCAUGUGUGGCCAGGGCCCAGGGCCAUGAAGCAGAGAAUCCCAGAGGGUUCCUUGCAGGUUGGUGGAAUCCUGUGCUUUGCACGGUGAGAAUUCUGUUCCACAACGUCGUGGCCGCCGAGGCCUCCCCUCAGUGUGACCGGCGGCCUGCGUCAGGAAGAAGUGGCGCUGGGCUUCCGCUGUGUUUUAAGAGUGGAGAGCCCCACUAGCCUUUGACAACGUGCUGGGCAGGCCGUUCGGGUCUUCUGGCACCAGUUUCUCUGUCAGGUACAUCGGAAGCGAAGCCGGGAAAUUUAGGGAGCUUUGUUUGAAGAAAAUGACAAGCUCUUUUGAAGUUGUCUGCUUUGCACAGGAGCCCUCGGGAGAGGUGGACGGGCCUUGUGUGGGGGAUUCCUGUGUCAGACUCGCGUCUGGGGUGCUCGGCCUGCAACCGGGGGGCCAGGAGCUGAGCCCCCCAAACGGGCUGCUUUUACUGACAGCGUCUGUAGGGCACCUGCUGGGCCCUGAGGGUGGUGUCGGGCCCCCCGAGGGCGGGAGCUCGCUGGGCUCAGUUAAGACGGCUCUGAUGGCUGGUCUGCGCCGAGUUCGGGGAAGGGUAAGGCUGAAGCCUGGGGCUGACUGCAGGCGGAGGGGGCCUGUGGGCCGUGGUCCCACUGUCAGUGUCUGCCUCCUGCCUUCUUCUGGGGAAGGACUUCAGGUCCCGAGGGGCCUGCCUGCUCUCGUGGGCCUCGCUUCCCCUGCUCGGCCUCUCUCUCCACGACCCUCUAGAACGUAGAGGCUGGUGCUCUCCAGUCUUGAGGGUGGCACCUAAAACAGGUGGCUGUGGUUCCUCCGGGUGGAAUCCUGCCGCAAGGCGCAGCAGGUUGCUAACUGCCCCGAGCCCCCCGGCGCCCUCGUCUCGCUGGAGGGCACGUGGUGCUUACACCCCGGCGGGGCUCGGAGUGGCGGGCACCCUGCGGGGCUCUGCCCGCCUUGAGGGUGGUCGGGAGCCUGGAGACCCCAGGGCUCCCUGCCUCAGCCUCGUCUCUUCACCUGCCCCCUGGGAGCAGAGCUCUGCCCAGCGUGUGAAUGUCCUAUUCAAAGACCACCUUCUGGGUCACAGUAGGAAGGGGCGGGUUGUUUCAGAACCGAGUGAGGUCUCCAGUGUCCUGGCAGGACGGGUGUCCCUGGAGUUGGUGCCCGGGUCUAGCAAGGGCAGAAGAUGGGGUGGACUCAGAAACGGGCCAUGAGGUUCCUGCCCAGAGAAACGGCGCGCACAGCGCAACGGGCGCUCCCCGGCUGCCCGGGCUGGGGAAGAGCUGGAGCAGGCGAAAAUCGCUCUUAGGUCUCGCACUGACCUCCAGUCCUCCUGUCAGCACCCAGCAAGACACCUCAGCACGUCCUGGCGAGGCUCUUGUUACAGAGGACCCAAAGACUUUGCAUCUGUUCCCGUAAACGCGGCUCUGAGGCUCACUUCAGAAAGAAGUGCGAACCUAGCUCCACCUGAGAAUGGGUUCUCCGCUUCCCAGCUGCCACGGAGGUAGUGUGUGUGGUUGCCUCGUGUGUGUGUGUGACACAAACCACAGGGGAACACUAGAGCAGCCCUUGGGGUUCCUGGGCCAGCGGAGGACAGGCGGUGCUGAGCUGCGUGGGGCCAGGUCGUCCGGUCUGUCUGUGAAUAAAGGGCUGUUGCUCCA